CAUUUCUUCACCGUCAUCCAAAUCUUUUCCUCGGAUUCCUAUACAGCAACACCAAGAAGACACGCAUACGGACACAAGAAGUUAUAUAAAUAUAUAUACAUAUAUACGGUUCCUGCAUAAUCAUGCAUUCUAGACUUCUCCCCGCCAUGCUCUGCAUGGUAACCCCCAUCAUUGCAGGGCCUAUCGCACUGACGACAGUACAGGACGCAUCCAGCAAGGCCCAAUAUACGGCUCAAGGCCCCAGCAGCAAGGCCAACAACGCAGCGGAUCAAACCCUCGAGAUAAAAAUCGACAUCGCCACGCUCAAAGAGUAUAUCCCUCUUCCUGCCGAAUUCGACUCCUUCGGAGACGGACCCCUGGAAUUGAGGAUCAGCCUGGGUCCACCCGAGGAAAGAGACGCCGUAGCCCGCCCCAAGCAGCAGAAGUCCAGAAUUGCUCCGCGGGCACCCUGGAGCGCGCAGGUUCAGCACUCGGCCGUUGCGGUCCUGGGCGUUGAUCCGGAUGAUGGGAUUGAUGCCACUACUCCAACGGCGUAUAAGACGUACACGGGUGACGGGACACCUGCCGACGGCUGGCCAACCCAGGAUCAGUGGAUUUCAUACGCCUCGAUGAAGGCUCUCAACUACGACCUGAUCAUGAACUCCUGUUCCACCAACGGCUGGGGCGUAGCCGACAACACGCCCGACGAAACCGACACGCUCUUCUCAACCAUCGACCAAGUCGCCGCCACGACGCUGCUCGACCACCGCUUCAUCCUCGCGUGCGUAUUGCAGGAGAGCAAAGGGUGUGUGCGCGUGCCGACCACCUACAGCGCUGACGGGGUGCGCAACCCAGGCCUCCUACAAGACCACGACGGCCAGUCGACCUGCAACUCCGGCACAUGGGGAACGGUACUGUCGCCAUGUCCGCAGGAGCAGAUCGAGGGCAUGAUCACCGAGGGCGUAGCGGGCGCGUCGGCGGCGGGCGGCAUGAGUCUGGUGAGCAUGGUGAACCAGGGCGCUACGGGCACGGUGGCCGAUUUCUAUCGCGCGGCUAGGUGGUACAAUAGUGGACCGUUGGCGCCUGUCGAGAAUUUGGAUAACGGCGGUGGGGCGACGGCUUCGUAUGCUAGUGAUAUCGCAAACCGCCUUACGGGCUGGGUUGGCUGAGCUGUCGUCGAGCCAGGCGUCUGCCUUUACGAUAACGAUGAGAUGGACAGCGGGGAUUUUCGGAUUGGUUUUGAGGAAUAUAGGGAUGGAG
Molecule: messenger RNA, 1239 nt
Organism: Amorphotheca resinae ATCC 22711
Lineage: Eukaryota; Fungi; Ascomycota; Leotiomycetes; Helotiales; Amorphothecaceae
Exons: 3
Coding region: 123-1148 (341 amino acids)
Source: RefSeq, a predicted model, not a curated record